Molecule: messenger RNA, 1233 nt
Organism: Penaeus vannamei (Pacific white shrimp)
Lineage: Eukaryota; Metazoa; Arthropoda; Malacostraca; Decapoda; Penaeidae
Source: RefSeq, a predicted model, not a curated record
UUUCAGUGCGAUUUACGCUUCUCUGAUGUAACCGUAGGAGUCUGCUGUAGUAAAUGAUGCAUUGUCUUUGUGAAGGAGCUUAGGACUUAUUCAUGUGAUAAGCCCUCGCGUUCACAGCCGCGUUCAAGAAUGACACGACCUUCCCGCCCAUUGUCCAAGGGGACUGGUUCAGCUGGGAGGAUGGGCGGGGCAAGGAGACCGAGAUCUUCCAGAACGAGAUAAGUGGGCGGGGCAAGCCUGUGGACCGGCGCGUGAUUCGUCGAGACAUCUACGAGUACGUCUUCGCCCACCCAUCGGGAUGCUUCGUCUGUUCCCGGUUCGUCGUCAGGUCGUGGAAUGUGAUGGAGAGAUCAGACAGUUUCUGCAUCACGCCCGCAUCCCGCAGCAAGGCGCCCACGGCAGCGAACAUCUGCGCGUGGCUCGACGACCGGACGGAGGGGUACGUGAUGUUCCGGCAGGAUCCCUCGCCCAUCAACUGCCGCCCUUCGGUCCACGGGCUGUUCCACUUCGCCUGGCAGAAUCGCUUCAGCUUCACGGGGGAAUGCAACCACCCCGGGGCCCUCCUUCGGUCGUGCCAGGAACCAGGCACUCAGUUCCUCAUCUCCAACCAGAAAUUCGCCAUCAACUACAAGAAGUGUCCCGGGAUUGGCGAAUCUUUUGAAGGACGCGUCGAAUUCUCGUGCCUCGGGAACUGGUACGUCGGCAAGAACCACUACUUCGCCGUCGUGAACACGAAGGAGUCCCGCAAGGAGGAGAAGUACAGGUGCUUCGUCAGGAACCGCGAGGACGACCUGUACCUGGGCCACUCCCUGACGCCGGAGUGCUCGGUGCUGAAGACUCCCGAGAACAGCCCCGUCCGAUUCAGGCUCUCCUACGCCAAGCACGAGGAGGUGACCCCGGGCUGCCUCCUGCCCCGCAACAUGACAGGAAAGUGGAUAUCAACGGGCGCAGGGGAACCGGAAGUGACCAUCAACUCCACGCACAUUUCGGAGUCGACGUGGCGAGGGUACAGCACGAAGACGGCCAACUACGUGUGUCUGCAGCAGAGGGGGAACCGCUACCUGACGGCGAAGCUGAGCGUGGAGGGAUGCCAAACCGAGUACGUGUGCUGAGUUCGUCCCCGCCACCACAACAUCAUCCGGUACAGGAGGAGCUGGGCGCUGAUCUAUUCGGAUUUCCAAGUGUGCGACUAUGCAAAUUUCAGGAGUGGGCGGGAGUGGAAGUACGACACGU